AUGAACUUCUUUGGCAAUCAGACUAUAACAGGAGCCAUGUCACGCAUCACACCUCCCGUGGAGUACGAUAAGCCAGAAAACCGUAAAUUGGCACUGAGCGUCCUUGAAAUGGGUGCAGCCUCAGAUGGCUUUGAAUACCCCCAGGUUAGUCGUGAAAUACACAAGCAUUUUUUUUAA
Molecule: messenger RNA, 177 nt
Organism: Protopolystoma xenopodis
Lineage: Eukaryota; Metazoa; Platyhelminthes; Monogenea; Polystomatidea; Polystomatidae
Source: the annotation of a GenBank genome assembly